UCUCACCCAACACUUGGACAGAUACGUCUUUCUUUGUUUUGUUUCCAGUCGUUUUCCUUUUCCCUCCCUUAUUUAUCGUCUAUAAGAACCUCACCGGCGGCGAACCACUCACUUUCCGGCGAAUAUUCCACCGGCGAUUUCACCGUUUAUCACUUCAUUUUCCUUUCCAUGUUCGCCAUACCACUAUGCUCUUCUCCGGUUCCCUUACUUCCUCAACCGCCUUCCCCGAUCAACCAUGCUAAAUCCAAAUUUCAUUCAUCCCAUUGCUCCUACGUCUCCGUUUCCAGUAUUUCGAGUUCGCAAUCCAGAUUGUGGUCUUCGUCUCACUGUUCCACUUCUAAGAAUUGCCGGACGGCGAGCAAUGGAGCUCUAUUUUCGUUUGCUUGUUCGACGUCGCCGUUCGUCGGGAGAGUAGGGUCGCGGAUUAGGCAGGGGAAUUUCUCGCUCUUGUCUUUUGGAUUGAACUCUCAUGCGGCGGCGGACGGCGGAGGUGGCGAUUCGUCUCAGCUCUUAUCGGCGUUGCUUCCUUUUGUGGUAGCUGCAACCGCGAUUGCUGCUCUGGCUCGGCCUUCCACUUUUACUUGGGUUCCUAAGGAUCUCUAUGCCCCAGCUCUUGGUGGGAUAAUGCUAUCUAUUGGGAUUAAGCUUUCCAUUGAUGAUUUUGCUCUAGCAAUUAAAAGGCCUCUACCACUUUCUGUUGGGUUUAUCACUCAGUAUGGUUUGAAACCAGCUCUUGGGAUAUUGAUAGCUAGAGCAUGUGGCAUAUCUCCAAUGUUCUAUGCAGGAUUUCUUCUCACAGCCUGUGUUGGAGGGGCCCAGCUAUCAAGUUAUGCCAGUUUCUUGAGUAAAGGAGAUGUUGCCUUAAGUAUUCUCCUUACCAGCUUUACCACCAUCUCAUCCGUGCUUCUAACACCUCUGUUGACUGGCGUUCUGAUCGGUUCUGUUGUUCCAGUUGAUGCAGUUGCUAUGUCCAAGUCAAUAUUGCAGGUUGUUCUUCUUCCAGUUACUCUUGGACUCGUCCUUAAUUCUUAUGCAAAGCCAAUCGUGGCCAUUAUUCAGCCCGUGAUGCCUUUCGUUGCAAUGAUAUGUACUUCAUUGUGCAUUGGCAGCCCUCUUGCUAUAAACAGGAGCCAAAUCUUGUCGAUAGACGGUGUCCGGUUGGUUUUUCCAGUAUUGGCAUUUCAUACUUUGGCUUUCACUUUCGGAUACUGGGCUUCCAAAAUUCCAAUUAUAAGGCAAGAAGAAGAAGCUAGCAGAACCAUUUCACUGUGCACAGGGAUGCAGAGCUCCACCCUAGCAGGGCUUCUCGCUACUCAGUUCCUCGGGAGCACGCAGGCCGUUCCACCAGCGUGCUCGGUAGUCGCCAUGGCGAUCAUGGGCCUUUGUCUAGCUUCCUUCUGGGGCAGUGGCUCAAAAAUCAGAGACUUGCCAUCUCUUUUGAUACAGAAAACCAAUUAAUUCCAUUGCCAGUGCUUCUUGAAUCUGCUUGAAUUAGCAACCUCUCCAUCUCUUAAAACUGAUUGGAAGCCCCACAAGGGAAAAAAAGUGCUUCUGCCAAUAGCAGCAGCAGCAGUUGGAAACUUUUCUGUACAGAGAGAAAUCAGGUACCACAUAGAAUACUAAGAUAGCAGGAAAUAUAUAUCUUUACUUUUAUAAGUUCAUAUGAUACAAUAAAUUUCCUGGAUGCUGGAUAAUCCACAAGGUAUAAAGGUAUCAUAAUAGUUUUCAAAUAAAAGCAAGAAAAAAAAAAUGUUUUGGCAUCAAA
Molecule: messenger RNA, 1765 nt
Organism: Momordica charantia (bitter melon)
Lineage: Eukaryota; Viridiplantae; Streptophyta; Magnoliopsida; Cucurbitales; Cucurbitaceae
Product: Sodium Bile acid symporter family
Cellular component (GO): membrane
Source: RefSeq, a predicted model, not a curated record